GCUCAGUUUCUGAAGGGCACACUCCUCAGCAUUCUAGUCAUGGUAAAUGGUGAGGAAUACAAAUCCAGAUGGCUCCCCUCACAGGGUUUUCACUUUUUCUUUCAAGAGCACCGCAAAGCCAGGACAUUGUGCUGUUAGAUACUUCGUAGCUGGCGGGUGAUACAAUGUUGGACUUCUUCCCCCAGCCUUCCUAUAGCUUUCAUGAAUUUUAUUUUGAAUUCUUGUUUUUAUUUUGUUUAGAAUUCUUUUUUUCAAGACAGUCUUGCCGUGUUGUCCAAGCUGGUCUCGAACUCCUGGGCUCAGGCCAGCCUCCCGCACUCAGUCUCCUGAAUGGGCCCCUGGCUUGAGUAUUGGAAUAUUUACAUCUGAAUGCUUUGGGAAAUUUGCUGUACCUCAAACUCAGAGUGAAAGAAAUGUCCAACCAAAAAGCAGGCAGCCUGCUCUCCAUGCUGCCAUUUAUGUCUCAAACUGAGAUGACCAAGUUUAAGUUCAAACUAGCAGCUCUACCACUGUUGCUGAAACAUCUUUCUUGGUAAAGGUAAAUUCUGAAACCUAUUUCCUAUUCAUCUUGGUUUGAUCAUGAAGUGAGACCCAUGGAAGGCAGUGAACGUCCUUCAACACCCUCAUCCACAUGAGUAAUACGGACCAUCUUAACCUUUGUCGAAGAGGGCUUGUUCCAGCCUUGGCGACAGAGUGAGAGCCUGCUACAAAAAAAAGGGGGCUUGCUGACUUGAUAUGCCAGUGAACUUUUGGGAGGGAGCCUUGAUGGGAUUCUGUAGUAGGGAAGGCCUUUAGCUCUGAAUAAAGGAAAUUGGCAUUUCUGUUUUUUACUUUUUGAGACAGGGUCUCAGGAUCUCAGCCUGCUCCCAGGCUGGAGUUCAGUGGUCUGAUCAUAGUUCACUGCAGACUCAAAAUCCUGAGCUCGAGUGAUCUUCCCACCUCAACCUCCCAGAGUGUUGGGAGUACAGGCGUAGGCCACCGAGCCUAGCUGAUUUUUUUUUUUUUUUUAAAGGCCUUGUCUGAAACUCCUGGCCGCAGGCGAUCCUCCUGCCUCAGCCUCCCAAAGUGCUGGGAUUGCAGACAAGAACCUCUCUGCCUGGCUGGGUUUCUGUUAUUCAUUUGUUGGACCUGCUUUCUUGGUAGCAGUGGUGUAUUGAUUCCCACUAGGAUUUCUCUGCCAGGAGAUCCUUACAGAUCAUGUAGUUCAACCCUUUUGCUUUGUGAAUUCAUUUGAAAGUAUUAUAAUUUCGGUACAUAAUAAUUAAUGGAUUUCUUGACAUGCAUUAGAUAUUUAAGGCAGUAAUUUAACUCUGGUUCCACGUUGAUUCCAUUAGUGCAUGGGCUUGCAGCCUUGUGAAAUGAUGAUUCAGUUUAUCCAUUCGCUGAGUGCGCUGCACUGACCUCCUUCCAAGCCUCAGUUCCUGUUCUAGGAACUUGAGGCUAUGUAGCCUGCAAAUGCCCUGCAGUCUGCAGUGUUCUACUGUGAACUGCUUGUGUGUUGGCAGGCUACCGGUAAGAAUGGUUGGUGUCAGCAGGGAUGGGGCUCUCUGGGACCCAUCUCACAAAGAUGAGUGGUGAAAAUCUGAUCACUUGCUGCAGCCUUUCAGUUUUUUAUUAAGCUGAUGCCUGAGUAGCUUUAAUAGCUAUUAGCUAUGUUAGUAGACUGAGAUCUUCUGUUAGAAGUCCUUAGUUCUGUUUUCCUUGGGGACUAAGAAAUUGCAGGCGUGAAUUACAGGAAGGUGAGAACUAAUGGCUAGGGAAUGAGAGCCAAUACCUGUAAAAGCAGAUUUGGGCCAGGUGCGGUGGCUCAUGCCUGUGAUCCCAGCACUUUGGGAGGCUGAGGCGGGCAGAUCAUGAGGUCAGGAGUUAGAGAUUAGCCUGACCAACAUGGUGGAACCCCUUCUCUACUAAAAAUACAAAAAUUAGCCGGGUGUGGUGGCGUGCACCUAUAAUCCCAGCUACACAGGAGGCUGAAGCAGGAGUAUCUAGGAUAAUUGAACCCGGGAGGCGGAGGUUGCGGUGAGCUGAGCUUGUGCCACUGCCCUCCAGCCUGGGCGACAGUGAGGCUCUGUCUCAAAAAAAAAAAAAAAAAAAAAAGGCAGAGUUGAUGUAUUGCUUAUAGUUAGUUGAACCAGUUGUUUUUCACACACCAGUGCCAUAAUCUGCAGCUGAGAUUGAACACAGUUAAGUAGGUAUUAGUUAUCUUCAGGAUGGAAGAGAACAGUAACAAUUCAGAGCACCAAUGGGAACAUUGUUUCCUGAGAGUUCAAACAGUAACGAAGUAACAUAUGUUUCCUAAAUAUGUAUCAUGUGAAUCUUUAACGUUUGUGGACAGUAAUACAAACCUAGAGUGUGACAGAACAUCUUAGAAUUUUAUGUCCUUACUUAUGAAUAUUGGACUAGGCAAGGUGUGGAUACCUUUCCAGCUGAAAAUCUGAUCAAGGAGGCAGACUUCUUGGCUCCAUGCUAAGAAUCGUGGGUGAUUUGUCAUAUUGGCCCUCUUUCUGGCAAAAUCUUAGUUUUCUUAGGCAGUGGAAUGAGGCAUAACAAAACAAAAUCCCUGGAGGCUAGGAACAGUUUGAAAGAAGACACUGUAGCAUGUGCUGCUUAAGUACAUAUCUCCUGCUUUUGGAAUGGAAACUAGGAAGUUAUUUAAAUAGAUACAUCUGUUUUUUAUCCUAUCUGCAGUAAUUAAUGUGGGAUAUUCAAAUAGGAAAAUACGGGCUAGCACUGCAUAUUGUAUACAUGUCUUACAUUGUAUGCAAAUGACUAUUAGAUUUAGAUGACUAAUUAGAUUUAAAUGACGGUUCAGCUAGCUCCAAUCUUAACAGAUCAGAGAUUGUGGAGUUUAACUUCUUUGGACUGUGUCUUUUUCAUUUUGGCGCUGUGUCUGCAGUCACCAUAACCACUUAGAAAAAUCUGUAUUUUUUUCUGUUCUCCUCGUGUGUUCUGAGUUUUUGAAUCUUCCCUUUUGUGGUGUUCAGUCAUCCAGGUGCCCUUUGCCCUCUGUGAGCCAUUAAACCUUUUGAAGAGGCAGCUUUGCUGGGAUCAUUGUCUUGUGCCACAGUGAGUCGUAAGUGAAAUUUGGGCCAAAAGUGAGUUUAUGAAGAUUGGUGGGCAGGAGCUCAAGAUCUGCAGGGUUGUCCUGUAGCCCGUGUCUGAUGUGCCCCAGCUGGGAAGCUGAUGAAUAGCUGAGAUCUGUAUCUGUGGACCUGAAUGUUGAUCCCUCGCUUCAGAUUGACAUACCUGAUGCACUCAGUGAGAGAGAUAAAGUCAAAUUUACAGUGCACACAAAGACCACAUUGCCCACGUUUCAGAGCCCAGAGUUUUCUGUCACAAGGCAACAUGAAGACUUUGUGUGGCUACAUGACACUCUUAUUGAAACAACAGACUAUGCUGGGCUUAUUGAGUGGAGUGGUUGUCUCCUGUGGACCAGCAAGAGUAGAAUGAGGCACCAACUAGAAAACAUCGCUGCUGGGACAAGAGGCUCAUGAGUUCCUGCCUCUGCUGCAGAUUCCACCUGCUCCUACGAAGCCCGACUUUGAUGGUCCUCGAGAGAAGAUGCAGAAACUGGGAGAAGGUGAAGGGUCUAUGACCAAAGAGGAAUUUGCCAAGAUGAAACAAGAACUGGAAGCUGAGUAUCUCGCUGUUUUUAAGAAGACUGUCUCCUCCCAUGAAGUCUUUCUUCAGCGGCUUUCUUCUCACGCUAUUCUUAGUAAAGAUCGCAACUUUCAUGUUUUCCUGGAAUAUGAUCAGGAUCUAAGUGUGAGGCGGAAGAAUACUAAAGAGAUGUUUGGUGGCUUCUUCAAAAGUGUGGUGAAAAGUGCUGAUGAAGUCCUUUUUACCGGAGUUAAGGAGGUAGAUGACUUCUUUGAGCAAGAGAAGAACUUCCUUAUUAACUAUUACAAUAGGAUCAAAGAUUCUUGUGUGAAAGCUGACAAAAUGACCAGAUCUCAUAAAAAUGUUGCCGAUGACUAUAUCCACACUGCAGCCUGCUUACAUAGCCUGGCUUUAGAAGAGCCCACAGUCAUCAAAAAGUACCUGUUGAAGGUUGCUGAGCUAUUUGAAAAGCUUAGGAAAGUAGAGGGUCGAGUGUCAUCAGAUGAAGAUUUGAAGCUAACAGAGCUCCUCCGAUACUACAUGCUCAACAUCGAAGCUGCUAAGGAUCUCUUAUACAGACGCACCAAAGCCCUCAUUGACUAUGAAAACUCAAACAAAGCUCUGGAUAAAGCCCGGUUAAAGAGCAAAGACGUCAAGUUGGCUGAGGCACACCAGCAGGAGUGCUGCCAGAAAUUUGAACAACUUUCCGAAUCUGCAAAAGAAGAACUGAUAAAUUUCAAACGGAAGAGAGUGGCAGCAUUUAGAAAGAAUCUAAUUGAAAUGUCUGAACUGGAAAUAAAACAUGCCAGGAACAAUGUCUCCCUUUUGCAGAGCUGUAUUGACUUGUUCAAGAAUAACUGAUAUGCCUUCACUCAGAAGAAAAGAAAUGAAUGUGAAAGAAAGCCAAGCAUCACUUGCACUUAAAUCAUUACCACGGAAAAUUUAUUAGCUUCAAGUUUAAAAUUAUGUGAAUAAAUAUUUUGAUUUCUACAAAUCUUAACAUUUAACCAUGUUGGUUUAAAAACAUUAUUGCUUGCUACUUGGACAAACUAAUUUUUCCUUGUGCAUUUAAUACCUCUGGGCAGAAUCUAAAUACUGGGUUAUCCUGUAGUUCGUCUUUAGUUACUGAGAAAGGGUGUAGGAGACAUUUGCCUUCUGGAAACAAGUAGAAGCAAUCACCGGGCCUAUGUCCCUACAAACCCAUGAUUGUCAGGGAGGUGCCAGUUGCAGCAGGUGGUUCAGCUGCUCGAGGCAGGUAACAGACCUUCCAUUCCUCGCUGAAGGUGGGGUUUGUGUUUUUGUUUUGCCCGUCACUCCACUGGUAGUCAUCUGGUAUUGACUACAGCAAGAAACAUAACAGCAAGAAAAUCUCAUUUAUCUUUAUAUACUCUUUGCACCUCCUUUUUUUAGUUGAGAUACAAAUAUUUGAGGGGAGAGAAAUAUCUAUGGGUAUAUAUGGAAACAUAAUGUGGUCUACUUUGUAAGAUGGCCAGAUCUACAUUAGGAAGAGUAUGAGCUCCCUCCCUAGUGGCCAUUGGGGGGUGAGGGGGGUAUGGUGUAUGUCUUUGGGCAUUUGUUUUUUUAUAAAGCAUAUAAUAAAAUAAUCGUGCUACUAA
This is a messenger RNA of Macaca mulatta (Rhesus monkey), 5216 nucleotides long. The record is from RefSeq and is a predicted model, not a curated record. Lineage: Eukaryota; Metazoa; Chordata; Mammalia; Primates; Cercopithecidae.